AUGACUCGUCCUCCGUUGGAACAGAACCGGUCGAUGGCGAUCCUCAACGCCGCGCGGGCGGGCGGUUACGCCGUGGCCGGCAUGUGCUGCUACAACAUCGAGUCGGUGAUGGCGACAGUGCGGGCGGCCGAAGCGACGCGAUCACCGGCCAUGGUGUUGCUGUUUCCGUGGGCGAUCGAGUAUGCGGGCGAGGCGUUGGUGCGAGCUGCCGCGACGGCGGCCCACGGUGCCUCAGUGCCGAUCGCGCUGCACCUAGACCACGCGCAGACGCCGGAGCUGGUCCGCCGGGCGGCCGACAUCCCGGACGGCUUCGACAGCAUCAUGUGCGAUAUGAGCCACUACGAUCGCGACGAGAACCUGUCGAAGACGCACGAGCUGGUCGCCUACUGUCAUGCGCGCGGCAUCGCUGCUGAGGCCGAGCCCGGCCGCAUCGAGGGCGGCGAGGACGGCGUGGCCGAGACGGCCGAUCUCGAGGCUGUUCUCACGACGCCUGAGCAGGCUGAAGAGUUUGUCGCGACCGGCAUCGAGAUGCUCGCGCCUGCUUUUGGCAACGUCCACGGCGAAUACGGCCCGCGCGGCAUCCGCCUCGAGCUCGACCGUCUCGAGGCUGUCUAUCGCGCCGUCGGCGAUCGCGUUCGCCUCGUCCUCCACGGCGCGGACCCCUUCACACCCGACAUCUUCGCCGCCUGCAUCGCCCGCGGCGUCGCUCGCGUCAACAUCAACAAGGGCAUGAACCGCCACUAUGCCGACGUCCAGCAUGAGAUGCACGGCCGCCUCCUCACCUCCGUCAUCGAGGCUGGCACCCGCCGCAUGCAGGACGCUAUCGAACAGUAUAUGCACUGGUUCGGAAGCGCGGGGAAGGCGUAG
Molecule: messenger RNA, 867 nt
Organism: Grosmannia clavigera kw1407
Lineage: Eukaryota; Fungi; Ascomycota; Sordariomycetes; Ophiostomatales; Ophiostomataceae
Product: fructose-bisphosphate aldolase
Exons: 1
Coding region: 1-867 (288 amino acids)
Biological process (GO): carbohydrate metabolic process
Molecular function (GO): zinc ion binding; aldehyde-lyase activity
Source: RefSeq, a predicted model, not a curated record